Molecule: messenger RNA, 2184 nt
Organism: Acanthamoeba castellanii str. Neff
Lineage: Eukaryota; Discosea; Longamoebia; Acanthamoebidae
Exons: 8
Coding region: 1-2184 (727 amino acids)
Biological process (GO): actin filament organization; cell motility
Cellular component (GO): plasma membrane
Source: RefSeq, a predicted model, not a curated record
AUGAAGAUCUCGAUCUCGUGCGACUGGGGUGGCACUAUCGCCCUCUACGAACUGAAGCGGGACGUGGGAUUGACGGAACACAUCGACAUCAUUUGUAAAGAGCUGAAGGCGCCCGACCCCUCUGCCAAUUAUGCCCUCUUCAACGAGACCAACAACACCUAUAUUAAACCUGAGAAUGUGACCAAUGUCAACUUCAAGCUGCCUGACGGCACCCCUCUCCGUCUGCGACUGAAGCCGGACCUCGUCGCCGCCGAUUCCAUCGAAAAGCUGACGAGCUCUGACCCAGAGGCCAAGCGCAAGGCCCUCACACAGAUGAAGAGCCGCCUCCAGGACAAGGACUUUGCUGUGGCGUUUCUGGAGCGAAACGGCAUCUCGGUGUUGAUCGCCUACGUGCAGGAGGUGUCGGGCAACAUACUGGGCUUCGCGCUGACGACGCUCGAGGCGCUGAUGCACCACCACGUCGGGUGGGAGAAGCUCGACGAGACCUUCCUCCAGAACAUCAUCCCGUUCAUCUCUUCGUCGAACUUGACCGCGUCGCGUCGGGCAAUCGAGAUCGUGUCGCAUCUGGUGAAGAGCCCCCAGCACGGCUUCGACGCCAUCGACAGGGCCAUCCGGGCCAACGCCACCAAGGAGACCAAGAAGCCCUACUUUGUGCUGGUGCGGCUGCUGGCCAGUACGGAUCUCAACGUCAAGCUGGCCGCGCUCACCCUCGUCGGCGAGCUCAUCAACUCCACACCGUCGGACCAGCACAAGAAGCAGUUCCUUCACCUCCUCGACGAUCUGGGCAUCAACAAGCUGCUCAAGGAGCAAGUCACGACGAUCCAGAACCAGAACUUCAAGGAGCAGCUCUACCUCUACCAGCGCGCCCGACUCUGGGAGCUGCAGCAGCUGAGCGACAUUGCCCACGACAAGGAGAAUGAGGAACACGAAAAGAUGCUCCUGAAGCUGUGGAGCCUCGUCUUCCCCGACACGGUCCUCGAGAGCCGAGUGUCCAAGCAAUGGAAGACGAUGGGCUUCCAGGGAACUGAUCCGGCGACAGAUCUUCGAGGCAUGGGCCUGCUGGGCCUGAGCAACCUGUUGUACAUGGCCGAGUUCCACAGCGAUAAGCUGCGCAAGAUCAUCGCCGUCCAGUCCGAGCGAAAAGACCACGACUACCCGGUCGCCGUCGCCGGCAUCAAUCUCACAAAGAUGCUCUAUGAGCUCCUUCACAUCGGAACGGAAGAUCCCACGAAACCCAUCUUCAACAUCUUCUUCGACCACGCGCACGCGUUCGAGGAGAUGUACUGCAUCGCAUUCCAGGUGCUCGACCACACGUGGGCCGACAUGAACGCGUCGUACAUGGACUGGAGCAACGUGAUUGCGGCUGUGAGGAAACAGAUCAGCGACGUGCUGGCGCAGAACCCGGCGACGAUCGAGAUGUUCCACCGGGUGGCGUCGUGGAAGCAGACGGGACUGCACGAGGAGGAGGACACCGCGGUCGAGGCCGGCGACCAGCCCGACCCGCUCAACAAGAUCCGCACCAAGGUGAGGAAGAACAUGACGGAUCUGGUCAAGAACCAGAAGCUGGGCUACCUGCGCGAGGGCUGCUCCUUCAAGGCCUACGGCCAGAAGCAGAAGGGCAACAAGAACGCGCAGCAGUACGUCUUCCUGCGAUUGCAUGACAGCAUGCAGCACCUCGGCUGGGCCAACACCAGCAGCCCCACCGAGAAGCCCACCGGCGAGCUGCCCAAUAUCGUGAAACAGGCCGACUUCAAGGGCGUGGUGGCGGGCGUCGAGUGCCCCGUGUUCCAGAAGAGGAAGCUGAAGCCCGAAGAUGAGGAGGCUGUGCCGUUGACCUUUGCGCUGUCGGUGGCCAGCGGCGAAUCGCUCACGUUCGUGUGCCAGACGCCGAUGGACUUCGUGAACUGGACCGACGGCCUGCGCGGGUGGAUCGGCGCCAAGAUGGAGUGUCCCGAGACGCUGGACGACAUCAAGGUGCUCGUGGAGACCGAGAUCGAGGUGAAGAUGCUAGACCUCGAAGGCAUCACCAUCCCCUCCAUCGCGCCCGUCGUACCGCCGCCGCCCUCCAACUACGACUUCUUCUACAAGGACAAGGAGGAGAUGACCAACCAGGCCGUCACCGAGACCAGGCGGAAGGGCAUCGCCCUGGGCAGGAGCCGACUCGGCGACGGACCCAGCGAGUAA